Messenger RNA from Xiphophorus hellerii (green swordtail), 1131 nucleotides. Its product is annotated as tumor necrosis factor receptor superfamily member 14-like. Gene Ontology annotation, biological process: immune response; positive regulation of cytokine production involved in immune response; negative regulation of alpha-beta T cell proliferation. The record is from RefSeq and is a predicted model, not a curated record. Lineage: Eukaryota; Metazoa; Chordata; Actinopteri; Cyprinodontiformes; Poeciliidae. The transcript is spliced from 10 exons. Gene Ontology annotation, molecular function: transmembrane signaling receptor activity; protein binding. The coding region runs from base 214 to 1116 and encodes 300 amino acids. Gene Ontology annotation, cellular component: external side of plasma membrane; membrane.
UGCGGGCACAGAUUUUCACAAGCUGGGUACCUCUUCUGCAGAACACGAAGAAAAUCAACCACGGAUCUUAGGACGUUGUUGACCAAAGGAAAUCAUAAAGUGAAUGUCUGACGAUGAUGAACAUUCAACUGAAAACUGACUUCAUCGCGAUGUGAGACUUCAGACGUUGACCUUCAGCAUUAAGAGUCACAAUUUGGUUCAUCCUGCAUCUCUAUGAGAGGUUUUCUGUUCCAGACAAGUUUCAUCCUCAUCCUGCCUUUGACAAUGACAUCUUGGGCAACAACAUCUAUGCUGCUGAUUAUUCUGAUGAGAAACUUCAGAGUCGAUUCCAUCACAUGUGAUAUAACUGAAUACAAGAUAGGAGAAGAGUGCUGUGAUCAAUGUCCUGUUGGCCAUAGAGUCAGAAUAGACUGCACAGAGUUUAAAAGGACAAUCUGUCAGAGAUGUUCAGAUGGGACGUAUAUGGACCUGCCAAAUGGACUAAAGAGAUGUAAUCCAUGUUCUACCUGUGAUUCAGGAGCUGGGCUGAAGGAAAAGCAACAAUGUGUAAUAACUACAGACACAGUUUGUGAACCAAUGGAGGGAUUCUACUGUACAGACCUUAAAUCAGGAGGUUGUUCUGUAGCACAGAAACACAGGAGCUGUGAACCAGGACAUUACAUCAGCAGGAUGGGAACAGCCUCCACAGACACAGAAUGCUCUGAAUGCAGCAGUGGAUCAUUUUCUGAUGGAACAAUGUUGUCAUGUCAGCCUCACACACAAUGUGAAAUCGAAAACCUUCAUCUGAUAAAAGCAGGAACAGCUUCAACUGAUGCUGAAUGUGGAGGACAAAGUUCCAACAUCACAGGAAUUGUGAUCGGUGUUUUGUUUUUGGUGGGUUUUUUAUUAGUUGCAGCAGCAAUUGUUGGUGUUGUUCUCCGGAAAAAUAAAAAAAUUAAAAUACCAAAUAUUUCUACAAAACGACAAAAACCCCAAAGGGACCAAGCAGAAGGAGAAGAACAGGGAGUCUGUUUGAAUGUACAAGAAGUGAUGCUACCAAACAUUGACACCACCAGGUCUGACCAAACAGUUAAUAAUAAUAAACAAGUUUUUAUUAUUAAAAACACGACAAACUAAUGAUGGUAAAGGGCC